Messenger RNA from Antrostomus carolinensis (chuck-will's-widow), 1143 nucleotides. Its product is annotated as tetratricopeptide repeat protein 7B. Gene Ontology annotation, cellular component: plasma membrane. Gene Ontology annotation, biological process: phosphatidylinositol phosphate biosynthetic process; protein localization to plasma membrane. Gene Ontology annotation, molecular function: protein binding. The transcript has 11 exons. Lineage: Eukaryota; Metazoa; Chordata; Aves; Caprimulgiformes; Caprimulgidae. Bases 1 to 1143 code for a protein of 380 amino acids. The record is from RefSeq and is a predicted model, not a curated record.
AUGUGUUACUACAUCCAAGCUGGAAUACUAUCAGAUUUUAUGUUUAUAUACAGGAACUUGACGAGAGGUGUUGGUAGAUUUAGAGAGUUACUAAGAGCUGUUGAAACAAGAACUACACAAAAUCUGCGAAUGACGAUAGCAAGACAAUUGGCUGAAAUUUUGUUACGAGGCAUGUGUGAACAGAGUUAUUGGAAUCCACUGGAAGAUCCUCCUCACCAAUCACCCCUAGAUGAUCCACUCCGGAAAGGUUCAAAUACUAAGAAUUACGCGCUCAGUAGAAGACCGCGGGUAUACACUGGAGAAAACAUCUUUUGUCCUCAAGAAAAUACAGAAGAAGCCUUACUGUUGCUGCUUAUUAGUGAAUCUAUGGCUAACCGUGAUGCUGUGCUGAGCAGGAUACCAGAACAUAAAAAUGAUCGUAUCAUCAGUUUGCAAAGUGCAUCUGUAGUCUACGAUUUACUUACUAUAGCCCUGGGAAGAAGAGGCCAAUAUGAAAUGCUCUCAGAGUGUUUAGAAAGAGCCAUGAAGUUUGCGUUUGAAGAGUUCCAUCUCUGGUAUCAGUUUGCAUUGUCCUUGAUGGCAGCAGGAAAAUCUGCUCGAGCUGUUAAAGUGUUGAAGGAAUGUAUACGUUUGAAACCAGAUGAUGCAACUAUUCCACUCCUUGCUGCGAAGCUGUGUAUGGGAUCUCUCCACUGGUUGGAAGAAGCUGAAAGAUUUGCCAAAGCAGUUGUUGAUCUUGGGGAUAAAACAUCAGAGUUCAAAGCAAAAGGCUACUUGGCACUGGGACUGACUUACAGUCUGCAGGCUACUGAUGCAUCUUUGCGAGGGAUGCAAGAGGUCUUGCAGAGAAAGGCUCUUCUUGCAUUUCAGAGGGCUCACAGUUUGUCUCCAACAGAUCACCUGGCAGCGUUUUACUUGGCCCUGCAGCUUGCCAUAUCCAGACAGAUACCAGAAGCUUUGGGUUAUGUUCGUCAGGCUCUGCAACUACAAGGAGAUGAUGCCAACUCUCUUCAUCUCCUUGCACUCUUGCUAUCAGCCCAGAAACACUAUCAUGAUGCUUUGAAUAUCAUUGAUAUGGCCUUGAGUGAAUAUCCAGAAAAUUUUAUUGUGCUUUUUAGUAAGGGCUUGUUAAAUAGUGAUUAA